This is a messenger RNA of Trichomonas vaginalis G3, 651 nucleotides long. Its product is annotated as His-Me finger endonucleases family. The coding region runs from base 1 to 651 and encodes 216 amino acids. The transcript has a single exon. NCBI's taxonomy places the organism in Eukaryota, Parabasalia, Trichomonadida, Trichomonadidae. The record is from RefSeq and is a predicted model, not a curated record.
AUGAGCGAAACAACAACAUCUAACAUUACAGAAGAAGUCAAUGACAAUGCCGAUGAAAACAUUACAGAAGGAGCUAGUGAAAAUAUUGACGAGUUCAGUGAGGAAGAAGAUAUUGAGGACGUCAAUGAGAACGUUAGUGGGGAACAAACUCAAUGGGAAACAUUGAGAAAUCAUGAAGAUUAUGAGAUUUGUACGACAUAUCCUUUUACUAUUCGUCGAAAGAAAGACAAACAUAUUAUGAGUGAAUGCUUAAAUAAUUAUGGUUAUAUUGUGCUUAGUUUAAACAACAAAAUGUACUUAAAGCAUAGAAUUAUUGCAGAACAGUGGAUUGAAAAUCCAGACAAUUUGAAAGAAAUAGACCAUAUAAAUCAUGAUAGAAAUAAAAGCAAGUAUGGCGAUAUAGUUUAUGAGUUCGUUGAUGAAAUAUCUGACGAAGCUGUUGAAAUAACAGAUUAUGGUAAGCAUUCGUUUGAGUUCUACUACUAUGUUGAGAAUGAGGACGCAUUCUAUUAUUAUACAUGUCUUAACUAUCGAAAACUUCAUAUAAACUUUACAAAAACAGGUGAUGCUUAUGUUUGUAUGAUAGAUACAGAAAACAAGAGAGUAAUCUUAUGCAUAAACAAAUUCAAACGCUUGUACGGCUUCAUGUAG